CGGGCCUCCGGCGAAGACAGCGUCCUUCCGGCCUCGUUAGCGGGAGCGAAGGGCAGGGAUUAGGGGUGGGCGGCGACUCGGCGUCCGGGUUUUAGUCAGGCAGUACGUCGGCCGCCUGGCUGGCCAGGCUGCCAGAAGAAAAGUCCUCCACUUGGCCGCCUCCGCUAGAAGCGCUUUUCACUUUCGUCCUCUUCGGCUCAACAUGGUGGCCUCCCGGGCAAUUGGCAGCCUCAGCCGCUUCACUGCCUUCAGGAUCCUCCGCUCCCGAGGUUAUAUUUGCCGAAACUUUACAGGGUCUUCUGCUUUGCUGACCAGAACCCAUAUUAACUAUGGAGUCAAAGGGGAUGUGGCAGUUAUUCGAAUUAACUCGCCCAAUUCAAAGGUAAAUACACUGAGUAAAGAACUGCAUUCAGAGUUCAUGGAAGUAAUGAAUGAAAUCUGGGCUAGUGAUCAAAUCAGAAGUGCCGUCCUUAUCUCAUCAAAGCCAGGCUGCUUUAUUGCAGGUGCUGAUAUCAACAUGUUAGCUGCUUGUAAGACCCCUCAAGAAGUAACACAAAUAUCACAGGAUGCACAGAGAACAUUUGAGAAACUUGAAAAGUCCACAAAGCCUAUUGUGGCUGCCAUCAGCGGAUCCUGCCUGGGAGGAGGACUUGAGCUCGCUAUUUCAUGCCAAUACAGAAUAGCAACAAAAGAUAGAAAAACAGUAUUAGGUGCCCCUGAAGUCUUGCUGGGGAUCUUACCAGGAGCAGGAGGGACACAAAGGCUGCCCAAAAUGGUGGGUGUGCCUGCUGCUUUUGACAUGAUGCUGACUGGUAGAAACAUUCGUGCAGACAGAGCAAAGAAAAUGGGACUGGUUGACCAAUUGGUGGAACCCCUGGGACCAGGAUUAAAACCUCCAGAGGAACGGACAAUUGAAUACCUAGAAGAAGUUGCAGUUACUUUUGCCAAAGGACUAGCUGAUAAGAAGAUCUCCCCAAAGAGAGACAAGGGAUUGGUGGAAAAAUUGACAGCAUAUGCCAUGACUAUUCCAUUUGUCAGGCAACAGAUUUAUAAAAAAGUGGAAGAAAAAGUGCAAAAGCAGACCAAAGGCCUUUAUCCUGCACCUCUGAAAAUAAUUGAUGUGGUGAAGACUGGAAUCGAGCAAGGGAGUGAUGCUGGUUAUCUCUCUGAAUCUCAGAAAUUUGGAGAGCUUGCAAUGACCAAAGAAUCAAAGGCCUUGAUAGGACUUUACCAUGGUCAGGUCCUGUGCAAGAAGAAUAAAUUUGGAGCUCCACAGAAGGAUGUUAAGCAUCUGGCUAUUCUUGGUGCAGGGCUGAUGGGAGCUGGCAUCGCCCAGGUCUCCGUGGAUAAGGGACUAAAGACUAUACUGAAAGAUGCCACACUCACUGGGCUAGGCCGGGGACAGCAGCAGGUGUUCAAAGGAUUGAAUGAUAAAGUGAAGAAGAAAGCUCUAACAUCAUUUGAAAGGGAUGCCGUCUUUAGCAACUUGACUGGGCAGCUCGAUUACCGAGGUUUUGAAAAGGCCGACAUGGUGAUUGAAGCUGUUUUUGAGGAUCUUAGUCUUAAGCACAGAGUGCUAAAGGAAGUAGAAGCGGUGACUCCAGACCACUGUGUCUUUGCCAGUAACACAUCUGCUCUGCCAAUCUGUGAAAUUGCUGCUGUCAGCAAAAGACCUGAGAAGGUGAUUGGCAUGCACUACUUCUCUCCCGUGGACAAGAUGCAGCUGCUGGAGAUUAUCACAACUGAAAAAACCUCCAAGGACACAACUGCUUCAGCUGUAGCAGUUGGGCUCAAGCAGGGGAAGGUCAUCAUUGUGGUUAAGGAUGGGCCUGGCUUCUACACCACCAGGUGUCUUGCCCCCAUGAUGUCUGAAGUCAUCCGAAUCCUCCAGGAAGGAGUUGACCCCAAGAAGCUGGAUUCCCUGACCACGAGCUUUGGCUUCCCUGUGGGUGCUGCCACACUGGUGGAUGAAGUUGGUGUGGAUGUAGCAAACCAUGUGGCAGAAGAUCUAGGCAAAACCUUUGGGGAGCGGUUUGCAGGUGGAAGCCUAGAACUGCUGCAACAGAUGGUGUCCAAGGGCUUCCUGGGUCGCAAGUCUGGGAAGGGCUUUUACAUCUACCAGGAGGGUGUGAAGGAUAAGAACUUGAAUUCUGAUGUGGACAGUAUUUUGGCAAGUCUGAAGAUGCCUCCUAAGUCUGAAGUCUCCUCUGAUGAAGACAUCCAGUAUCGCCUGGUGACAAGGUUUGUGAAUGAGGCAGUCAUGUGCCUGCAGGAAGGGAUCUUGGCCACGCCUGCAGAGGGAGACAUCGGAGCAGUCUUCGGGCUCGGCUUCCCCCCUUGUCUCGGAGGGCCUUUCCGCUUCCUGGAUCUGUAUGGUGCUCAGAAGAUAGUAGACAGGCUCAGGAAGUAUGAGGAUGCCUACGGAAAACAGUUCACCCCAUGCCAGCUGCUAAUUGACUACGCCAGCAGCCCUAACAAGAAGUUCUACCAGUAGGCAGGGCCUUACGCCCGCCCAGUCAGCGCGCUAACCCCAGCGGCCGGCGGUGCUGGCUCUCCAGCAGAGUGGUGUCCAGAUUCCACCAGGGUAACCGGAAGGAAGGAAGGACGAACUCUGGCACUGGGCUUGCUCUUUCAUUAAAGUGCCUUCAGCCAUCUCUCCCUCCUGGUGAAGUCUGACUAUGAAAUAGAGUUUGCACUUCGUGUUGGAAGGUGGAACCCACUGUGCUCGUUUUAUAACCCCUGAGGCUCCCACGUGGCAGCACAGAGCCAUCUGGAGCCAUCUUUGCUGCCUGGUCCUCCAGGGAGGCCUGGGCGGCCGAUGGUGGCGAAGGCAAUUCUGUACCCGGCCAAACACACAUAACAAUAAAAACCAAACUCUGUAGCA
This is a messenger RNA of Lemur catta (Ring-tailed lemur), 2884 nucleotides long. It is a transcript of the gene HADHA, whose product is annotated as hydroxyacyl-CoA dehydrogenase trifunctional multienzyme complex subunit alpha. NCBI's taxonomy places the organism in Eukaryota, Metazoa, Chordata, Mammalia, Primates, Lemuridae. Gene Ontology annotation, biological process: fatty acid beta-oxidation. The coding region runs from base 203 to 2494 and encodes 763 amino acids. The transcript is spliced from 20 exons. The record is from RefSeq and is a predicted model, not a curated record. Gene Ontology annotation, molecular function: NAD+ binding; enoyl-CoA hydratase activity; long-chain (3S)-3-hydroxyacyl-CoA dehydrogenase (NAD+) activity. Gene Ontology annotation, cellular component: mitochondrial fatty acid beta-oxidation multienzyme complex; mitochondrion.